GUCUCUUCCGGCUCUGUUCUGCACCGAAGAGUUGCGUGCCGAGUUGCCUGGCGUCUGUGCGUUCUGCCGUGCAAGGACUCGCUGAGGUUGAGGGGGAAGAUGAAGAACGAGAGGGCCGAGCUCUGCUCCACUUGCCACGGCGCCUCCGGGCGCGGCCAAGUCUGAGUGCUCUCUGGCUGUCAGUCGCCAGGGUGGGGCGGUGCCCAGAGGGCGGGGCCAGGCGAUGGCUGCGCCCACGGUGCUCCUGCUCGUCCUAAGCCGCAAAAGCAACUUCUGUGGAAAAGGCUGUUUUAUUUUUCUUCUCAGAAAUGAUUUUUUGCCGGAGUAGUUGGAGUGACCAGCGUCAUAAGCCUUGCGAUUUCAGCGCCUCUGGAAUGCUAACAGUUGUGUAUAACAGUGCCGCUGUGCACUGAAACUCCUCCGCUGCACUAAAGCAAUGCGUGCCUCAGUGAAAGGCGUGUUCGUGCACACCUCCGUGUGACAGGAUGGCGGCUCCUCCCUCGUCCCAUGAUCCUUCAGAGGACUCAGUCUGCCUUCAGGAAGAAAAAAUAUCAGCAGAAAUGAUGUUGGUUGAUUGCCUGACAGAUUAUCAGGAGUUAGUGAGCUUUGAGGAUGUGAUUGUGGACUUUACCCAAGAAGAAUGGACCUCACUGAACCCAGAUCAGAGGAACCUCUACAGAGAUGUGAUGCUGGAGAACUACCAGAACCUGGCCACAGUAGGAUAUCAGCUCAUCAAACCCAGCUUGAUCUCUUGGUUGGAACAAGAUGAGUUUAGUGCAGGUCAGAAGAUAGUUUUUCCAGAAUGGAAAAUACAGCUUGAAACCAAAUGUCCAGCAUUCCAGCAGGAAGUUUUGAGUGGUAACAUAUCCAAUGGAAUGCAAAUGCAGACAGGAAGCGACCGAGGAACGGAGCUCUGUGAUGGGACACAGUAUGGAGAGUUCGUCAGUGAGCUCUCGUCUCUCAGGUCAGAUACGAAAACUCAGCCUGCACAGGAUAAUUACGAGUGUAGUCAGUACAGAAAAGACUUUCUAAUGCUUCAGAGGGAAAACUGUGCUGGUGACAAACUCUCUGAGUUCAGUCCGAGUGAAGAAACUGGAACGGCCCCAGUUAAAGCUUAUGAGAAAAUUGCCACCCAAGAGAAAGGUUUUGAAUGUAGUGACUAUGGGAAGUCCUUUAUGAGUGAGUCACAGCUUCAGACACACCAGAGAACUCACAGUGGGGACAAACUUUAUGAAUGGAAUGAAUGUGGGAAAAGCUUUAUAAACUCAAGACUUGCCAUGCUUAUAGAAACUCUCAAUGCAAAGAAACCUUACAGAUGUAAGGAAUGUGGGAAAGGCUACAGAUACCCUGCAUAUCUAAAUAUUCACAUGCGAACUCACACCGGUGAAAAGCCCUAUGAGUGUAAGGAGUGUGGGAAAGCCUUCAAUUACUCCAAUUCAUUUCAGAUCCAUGGAAGAACUCACACAGGAGAGAAACCCUAUGUGUGUAAUCAGUGUGGGAAAGCCUUCACUCAGCACUCAGGGCUUAGCAUCCAUGUCCGAUCUCACAAUGGAGACAAGCCCUAUGGAUGUAAGGAGUGUGGGAAAGCCUUCCUUACAUCCUCUCGACUUAUCCAACAUAUAAGAACUCACACAGGAGAAAAGCCCUUUGUAUGUGUCAAAUGUGGGAAAGCCUUUGCUAUUUCUUCAAAUCUUAAUGGGCAUCUGAAAAUGCAUGCUGAAGAGAAGACCUGUGAGUGCAAGAUUUGUGGGAAAGCAUUUGGAUAUCUUUCAUGUCUUAAUAAUCACAUGAGAACUCACAAUGCCAAAAAAUCAUACACAUGUAAGGAGUGUGGGAAGGCCUUUAACUAUUCCACCCACCUUAAAAUUCACAUGCGAAUCCACACUGGAGAGAAGCCCUAUGAGUGCAAACAGUGCGGGAAGGCCUUCAGCCACUCCACUUCAUUUCAGAUCCACGAGAGGACCCACACUGGAGAGAAGCCCUAUGAGUGUAAGGAGUGUGGGAAGGCCUUCAUCUGCCCCAGUUCCUUCAGGAUUCAUGAGAUAAGUCACACCCACACGGAAGAGAAGCCCUACAAGUGCCAGCAGUGUGGAAAGGCCUACAGUCAUCCUCGUUCACUCCGCAGACAUGAAAGAACUCACUAGAGAAAAGCCUAGUUGAUUGACGCAGUGUGACGAAGCCCUUAUUUGCGCUCGUUUACUUUGAAGACAUGAUGGUCCAGUCCCUCACACUGGAGAGAAACUAUUAAAAUUAGAUAUGUAGCUUAGGGCAGUGCUGUGUUGCCAUACUGAGCAACACAAAUAUUCCAUGUAAAAAAAAAAAAUUAAAGCAGAUGCCGGCAAGAUGGCCCAGUGGGUAAAAGCACUCGAUGGGAAUGCCUGGCCGCUUGCAUUUGAUCCACACCCACGUGAAACACAAGCACGGCAUGCAUCUGUAUUCUCAGCAUUCCCUCAAGAUCACCUGGAAGCUUGCAGGCCAGGUGGUCUACGCAGCAUGACAGAGAGGAAGACUGCCUCAGCAAGGUGGAAGACCUAAUGCCGUGACAUCUCUGAUCUCCAUGUGUCUGCCCACCCUUUCACAUAUACACAGUAAUACAAAACUGCUUCAAGAAUUGAAAGGAGGACUGGUGAGAUGGCUCAGCAGGCAGACGCGUUCUCCAUACAUUCCUGAUGACUUGUCUUCUCUCCCUGGAUCCCACAGUGUAAGGAGAGAAUUGGCUCCUAGAAGCUGCCCUCUGACCUCCAUGUGAAUGCUGUGGCAUGUACCCCCCCCAUAAUAUUACACUUUAAAACUUCAAGUGAGGGACUGUAGAGAUGAGUCACAGUCACAAGCACCUGCUGCCCUUGAGAGGGCUGGGCCUCAGUUCCCAGCAGCCACGGCAGCUCGCGGCCAUCCAUAACUUGGUGAAGGGGAUCUGGGCCCCUUCUGGGCUCUGUGACCACUCAGCAUACAGUGAAUGCAUAUGUGCAGGUGAAACAUGUGUAAAGUAAAAAUAAUAAAAAGCAAAUUAGGUUUCCAUGAGUCCAUUAGAAGUGACAUGUGCUCAAGAGGUUAAGAUGCUGCAGGACGCACACAGAAGGCCAUGGAAGCUUCAGACGGCCUUCUGCAAAUAGAGACAAGUGGCCAGCACAAGUGUGGGGCUACGGCCUCCAGAGGAAACUCCCUCAGUUACGCUGACCUCUGGUUUCCAGAUUGUAAGAAAUAAAUAACCACGUUUAAGCUA
Molecule: messenger RNA, 3223 nt
Organism: Apodemus sylvaticus (European woodmouse)
Lineage: Eukaryota; Metazoa; Chordata; Mammalia; Rodentia; Muridae
Product: zinc finger protein 426
Exons: 7
Coding region: 486-2144 (552 amino acids)
Biological process (GO): regulation of transcription by RNA polymerase II
Cellular component (GO): nucleus
Molecular function (GO): RNA polymerase II cis-regulatory region sequence-specific DNA binding; DNA-binding transcription factor activity, RNA polymerase II-specific
Source: RefSeq, a predicted model, not a curated record